CGCGUGGGGAAAGCGUGUAAAGGGAAGUCGCGUUUUUGAGGCUAGCACGUCUUCUCUUCUUCUCAUCAUCCAUCGAACAACAUGACAGCCGUUACUCGUACCCCUCCCACGCUGGAGCAUCCAAUUCGCACUUUACCUGUACAGACAACCACUAAUCGAGAUGCUUCCACCUCGAAUCAAUCACAAAAGCCAAAGAUGCAAGGUAGAAUAGAUAUCGCAAACCUAACCCAGAACAAUAUCGGUCAAUUGCGUAAAUUGAAUUCAGUCUUGUUUCCUGUUCGAUUUGGUGAAAAGUGGUACAAAGACGUACUCAAAGAGGAUGUCAAGGAGAUCUGCAAGUAUGCUUUGUUCAAUGAUAUUCCUGUUGGAAACAUCUGUUGUCGAUUCGAAAAGAGCACCACAAAAGAUGAUUCAGUUAACGUUCACAUUAUGACUUUGGGAUGUUUGGCACCUUAUAGGAGGAUGGGGAUCGCAACAGCCUUGUUGGAAUACGUCCUGGAUCAUGCAGCUCCCGGCAAAAAGGUCGAGAUAUCCGACUCUUUCUCUGAUGAUACUACAAAAACAGCACCAACAAAACCCACCGCCAAACCAUCAACAUCCAAAAAAGAAGUCAAACAGACAAAGUCAUACACUGUCGCCAAGAUUUACCUACACGUUCAAACAAGCAAUGAAGAAGCAAAGGUGUUUUACGAGAAAAACGGAUUCACCGAAAAAGAACGUGUUGAACAAUACUACAAGACUGGAAUCGAGCCAAGAAGUGCGUGGCUACUAGAGAAAGAGUAAAUUCAUUAUCACAUACAUGUACAGUAAUUGCAUGACAUUUCUAUCGCCAAAAUGGCUUGACAAUGAUGAUCGCCAGAGUUAAUAAGAUCAACAGGAUGAGGAACAAAAUACAUUGUCCUCUAGAAGUUCGUCUUUGGUAUGAUGUUGCCUGAUUUAAUUCUUUCACUGAUUCGGCCAUAUCCUGACCGAUGUGCUCUAUGUUGAAAUCGAUUCGAUCCAGCAUCGUUCCUUGAUCAAUAACUAGAGCGCUCAAGUCUUGGAAUAACUCCGCCAAUUCAGUAAUGCUCUUUGCGAUUUGAUCAAUCUCUCUAUCCCUUCGAACGAUGUCAAUCUCCGAUUGUGAUGGCGCCUGUGCUUGUUCUUCAUCGAUGAGCAGCUGAGAUUGAGCUUGCAAUUGAUCUUGCUGUGAUCUAGAGCGCUCAAGAUGUUGUCUUGAUAAUUCCAUAUCUUCCCGCAUCGCUGUUUCAGAAUCUGGCAUGUGUCCCGC
Messenger RNA from Meira miltonrushii, 1270 nucleotides. Its product is annotated as acyl-CoA N-acyltransferase. The record is from RefSeq and is a predicted model, not a curated record. Gene Ontology annotation, biological process: mitotic sister chromatid cohesion. NCBI's taxonomy places the organism in Eukaryota, Fungi, Basidiomycota, Exobasidiomycetes, Exobasidiales, Brachybasidiaceae. The transcript has a single exon. Gene Ontology annotation, cellular component: NatA complex. Gene Ontology annotation, molecular function: acyltransferase activity, transferring groups other than amino-acyl groups. Bases 82 to 783 code for a protein of 233 amino acids.